AUGUGUCAAGAUAUGACAUCUUUCUAUGUUUAUUUUGAAGCUUCAUUAGCUCCUUUAUUUAUUAUGAUAGGUUUAUAUGGUGCAGCUAAUAAAGAUAAAGCAGCUGAUUAUAUAUUAAUAUAUACUUUAUUCUCAUCUUUAUUUAUGUUAUUAGCUAUUGCUUUAUAUGAAGUUAUUUUAGAUAAUACUGACUACCAAGCUACUAGCUUAUUAGUUUUAUCUAUUGAUUUACAAUGUAUUUUAUUCUUAGCUAUAUCUAUAGGUAUUGCAGUUAAAACACCUUUAGCUCCAUCUCCUUUAGCUGGUUCUAUUUUAUUAGCUGGAGUAAUAUUAAAAUUAGCUGUUUAUGCUAUAAUUAGAUUAAUAUUACCUACUUUAUCAGACGCUACUGUUUUAUAUACACCUUUAGUUUAUGUUUUAUGUGUUAUAACUAUAAUAUAUACAUCAAUUAUAACAUUAAGACAAACUGAUUUAAAAGUUAUAAUUGCUUAUAGUUCUAUAUCUCACAUGGCUGUUUGUAUAUUAGGUAUAUUAUCUAAUAGUAUAACAGGUAUAACAGGAAGUUUAAUCUUAUCAAUAGCUCAUGGUUUUGUAUCACCUGCUUUAUUUAUUAUAGUAGGAGGUAUAUUAUAUGACAGAUAUCAUAAUAGAUUAAUACAUUAUUUCCAAGGUUUAAUAACAUAUAUGCCAUUAUUAUCAGUUUACUUUAUUAUAUUAAGUUUCUGUAAUGUAGGUACUCCUUUAUCUAUUAACUUUAUUGGAGAAAUGUUAUCAUUAACAGGUGCUAUUAAUAGAGCUCCUAUAUUAGGUGCUUUAGCUGCUAUAUCUGUUUUAUUAUCUGCUUCAUAUCAAAUGAAAUUAACUAAUAGAUUAACAGGAGGUGUUAAAACACCUUAUGUUUCAUUAACUGCUGAUUGUACUUAUAGAGAAUCUUUCUUAAUGUGA
Sungouiella intermedia is the source of this 945-nucleotide messenger RNA. The record is from the annotation of a GenBank genome assembly. Lineage: Eukaryota; Fungi; Ascomycota; Pichiomycetes; Serinales; Metschnikowiaceae.